Molecule: messenger RNA, 8715 nt
Organism: Mya arenaria
Lineage: Eukaryota; Metazoa; Mollusca; Bivalvia; Myida; Myidae
Product: breast cancer type 1 susceptibility protein homolog
Exons: 17
Coding region: 152-7576 (2474 amino acids)
Biological process (GO): double-strand break repair via homologous recombination; negative regulation of fatty acid biosynthetic process; positive regulation of transcription by RNA polymerase II
Cellular component (GO): BRCA1-A complex; BRCA1-BARD1 complex; plasma membrane
Molecular function (GO): ubiquitin-protein transferase activity; metal ion binding
Source: RefSeq, a predicted model, not a curated record
UUUAAGGCGCAAAAUGUAAACAAAACAUUAGACGUUUCAUAACAGAAAUGUUCCCACGUAAAGUUCUGUAUUUUAACAACUUCCAAAAUCUAGUUUCAACCCUGGUUAAUCAUUAUAACUGCUGCUGAGGCUGAUCCGGCUUAUUUCCGAAAUGGAACCGUCGCGAAAGAUUCAAGAGUUGCUGGGGCAGAUGCAAAAGACAUUGGAAUGUUCGAUCUGCCUUGAAAUGAUGACAAACCCAGUGUCGACAGCUUGUGGACAUCAGUUCUGCAGGUUUUGUCUGACAGAGUUUUUGGAGCGAAAGAAGCAAGUUCCCUGUCCACUGUGUAAAAAGCCCAUCACUAAGAGAAGCCUAACAGGAAGAACCAAGCUUGGGGACAUGGUUACCGGUGUGCGUAGCCUCAUAACAGCGUUCCAGGCAGACACAGGCGCAAUCUUUUCCCCUGUGAGAGGCCCUGUGACAAGCCUGGUUCCCGGCACCCCAGAGGUGAUCAAGAGCAAGGCUAACCAGAGAACCAGACGAUCAAAUGUCAGAAGAGGCACCAAACGGGAUUCUGGAUCCAUAUCUGUAAAGAAUUCAGACCAAGCAGUUAACAAUAAUGAGCAGAAUGAUGAAUUGCUCAGACUUAUAGAGCAGGGUGAACACAACUCCUCCCACAGGCAAGACGACACAGGUAGAGUUGCCCCCCUUCAACCAAGUGAUGAAAGUAAAGGUGGGAAAAUAACAAUGACAUGUAGAGAGAGGAAAGCAAGGCAAGUUACAGAUACUAGUGCUGUUAGACAUGCUGAUGUAAGCAAUACGAGAUUAAUGUCACCUUCUGUCCAUUCUGAAAAUACAAAUCCUGAAGUAGCCUGCAAAUUGGACACACAUAGCACAGACAUAGCUGCAAAAUCUACUAAUGUAAAUAUUGAUCAUGUGAAUGAAACUGGCUAUGAUACAUCACACUCCAGAGUGAAAGGCAAUGUAGAAUUAGAAGUGAAUGAGCAAGUUCUAGAUGAAAGAGCAAGUUGUGAUAAUAUUUCUAACAAAUCUAAUGACAUCAUGGAGAAUAAUAUUCAGUUUUCCAAUGAAACAAGUAGUUCUAGUGGUCCAUUAUUUUCAACUCCCCUUGAUGUAAAAUCUUGCAGAAAGUCAAGAGCUGUUGAAAAAGAACCUCUUGAAGUAGAAAAAACAAGAAGAUCUCUUAGAAAUAAAAAUGUCACAGAUGAUAUGGAAACAGAGUCAAAAUGUUUGACUCCUGAAUUUGUUGAUCACUUGGAGCAGCAAAGAGAUGUCCAUAAAACAUACAGUAGAAGAGAUAUAGAAGUGCAUAAAAAGGAGAAAAAGGUAACAAAGAAGGUGUCUGAAUGGUUAAAGAACGUUACAAAUGUAAGUGAUGCACUUGUAAACAAGACUAAGGCAGAACACAGACUUGAAGAAGUUAAUAAAGUGAGGGCAGGGUCAUGUCCAAAUGAUGAAUUUGCGAAAGGAAGAGGGAAAAAGCUGAGUAAGAAAGUUCUGAAAGUUAAAGCUGAAGAAGAAUUGAUGGGAGCCAAACUGAAACACCUCGCUAAACAGGUUCAGGAUGGAAAUCAAGGGCUUCUGUUUGAGUUUGAUGAUUUUGAAGAGAAUGCUGGAAUAAAGUGUGAUGCCAAUCAUGCUCGUAAUGGUCUUGGAGAAAAAGAUCAAGAUAUUGUUGCUCCAUAUGAGUCAGAGGAGACUGCAGCUGCAGCUGGCGUUCAAAUCAAUGAUGUAGAUGUUGAUAUUAAAGGGAAUGUUGAAGAUGCAGCUAACGAUGAAAAUACUGAUGUAGAAGAUGUUGUUGAUAUGAAUGUUAAAGAUGAUAUUGUUAUUCAAGAAGUUGAUGAAGGUGAACAGGAUUCUAAUUGUGUGAAACCAUCGACCAAGCACGAAAGCAAGCUGCCAAAAAGAGAGCCAGAGAUAACAGAAAAGGCCGACAUCAAUAAUGCUUUACCUGCAAAUAAGAAAAGAAUUUUUAAAACUAGAAUUCCACUUGAUAACAAGACAGUUGAAACACAUACUGGUAUGUGUGAUGAUGCAAAGGAAUCAAAGAGAGGUGAUUUAUUAAUCAAUGUGGGAAAAAGCCAAAAUGAAAAUUUAGUGACUGAAUAUUCAGAUCCUUAUGAAUUUAGGUCCAGUCAGCCAACACCUAAAAAGAUUCUUUCAAAGAAAUCAAAAACUAAGAAGGCACGGAAGAAAACCACUGCUGACAAAUUGAAAAAUCCUGUAAUUGAGACCGGUAAACUUAAAAAUAAAGAUAGUGGACCAAAUAAGAUUUGGAAUAAGGAAUUGGUUCCUAAAAAGACUAUAUUGAAAAAUACAGAGAAUGAAAUAGAACAUAUCUCGUCUGAGCUGAGUCGAGCAGAAGAUUAUGAUCUGUUGACUAGUACACAAGAAGUUGUGGCAAAGAUGGAGCAGGAGAAAAGGGAGUCUGAGAGAUGUGAAAAUUCUCUGGAGAUAGUAAAAGUUGAAGGCAUGAAGAAAAAAGUCAGAUUCAUGGAACCACGAAUGUCUGAUUUUAAUCAUAAUGGUCACAUAGAUGUGAUAGGGUUCCGUAAAGCUAAACAGGCUUUUGAAAAGGAAGUUGGUGUAGUUAAAGCUGACACUCAACUUAAAAUGGGUCAAAAGCUUAGCACAGAUGACAAUCAGAAAGAAUCCAGUGCCACUUGUGAGGCAGUAGAAGCUGAUGACACUGUAAAUCCUGAUGAGGAAAACAAUGAAGCGUUGCAGCAAGAUGUUGACUCUGAUGACAUCUCAGAGGAGUUUGGUUUUGAGGAAGACAGCAAUGCAACAGAUGACCUUGACAUUCAUCCAGAGCCAGAACAGUUUGAGGAACCCAACCCAGACCUUCAACAAGAGGAUGUCAAAGAAAAGAUGAAAAUGCAACUAUCUACUGAUCAAACCAGUGUUGAACAGACUCCAGAAAUAGCACAAUCACAGGACAGCAUUGUUGGAGAAACUCCUGCUUUGUUUGCUGUUCCAAAGUUCACCAUGUAUAAGGGGAAAAUCGUUGGGAAACGUUCAGAAAAAUAUAAAAGUAGUGUACCAAAUGCAAGCGACAAGAGUUGUCAGGAGCAAAGUCUUGAAGAUAAAACUGCUUUACAUGACAAAGUAGUUGAAUCUAUUGCAGAAACACCUCUAAUUGCUGUUAAACUGAACAUGGUUCCUGAAACUCCACUCAGUAAUGAAGAAAGAAAUCAAGAGAAUGGGGAUGAGAAACAGGAAAAGAAUGAAAUACAUGAGAAAAACCAUCAAGCCUCAAAUGAUGAAUCAGAUGAAACUCAGACACCUGAUUUCGAUAUUGAAUCCCCUUUGUUGAAAGUUAGAUGUAUGACUGACUUUAAAAAUGAAGGUAACAAGAAAGUUUCUCAAAUAACUGAAAGUCAAAAUUCAGGAAAAAACAAUGACUCUAAUUCUUCAGAAAAACAAUCUAUUGAAAGUCAAAACAGUGAGUCAAUCUUAAAGCCAGCUGUAGUUGCUACAGAUGAGAAGUUAGAAUACAAAGAUGACACAAACCAAGAUUAUAUUAUGAUGGACAAGGGGUCUUGCAGUAAUUCUUUAAACGCUAGUGUCAGUGCGAAUUUGAAAGCAAAAACAUCAAAACUGAAGAAGAAAAGAAAAUGCUUCAUGCUAGAUGAUGAUGAAUCAAUUGUUGACAAAAACCUGAAGUCUGAUGAUACAAUAAGAGAGGAGGGAAAUCAGCAAAAAAGGCUAAGACAUGAAAACACUAAGCCAUUUGAAGAUUCUUUCAAAAGAAGUCACAAAAGUGCAAAUAAACAUAAUGUUUCUGCUGAUAAGAUAGACAAGGAAGAUGUUGAAGUAAGCAGCCAAACAGUACACAGUGGAGAAAGUAGUGUUGAUAUUAUACCUGAUACAAUCAGUUGUGCAAGUACUUUUAAGAGUAUUGAUAGACAGAUAGAAGUUGAAAAAAAUGAAUUUGAAAUGGAAAUCCCUGAUAGAAGUUUAGAUUUGUCAUCAUUAAGGUCUGCUGAAGCUAUUGAUGUAACUCCUGAUUUGAAUGUGAAUGCUGCUGCUGGUGAUGAACUUGAUUUAAAUGUAUCUUUGGAUAAGAAAUUGGAUAGGCAUUCAUCUGAAACCAAAGACUGGUUACUGGAGUCUGAAGAUGUCAAUUCUGUAAUGAGCACAUUAGAUCCACAAACUGUUGAUUUUGCUAACAAAAGUGAACAAGUCAGUGAUGACAAAGAAAAUGUUAGAAAAAGUUCUUGUGAAGGAAAAAAUGAAGAUGCAAGUAUUCAGAAUGAUAGUUUGGAAGAUGGAAAGAAAAAUGAUGUGUCAAGACAUUUGAGUGGUCUGUUAAAGUCUCCAAAUUCCAGCUUUGUGGCAUAUGGAUCCCAACAGUCUCCAGAUGAUAUAUUCCAGAUGGAUACUGAAAUGCCAACUUUAGAUGCAAGUCCCGCGAAUGACGAAAUUGUAGAGUUAAUAUACCUUUCUCCAGAUGAUACCGAUAAAAAUGGCAUCAAGGAUCACAUUGAAAGGAUUGUUGAUAUAAAGAGAGAAAGAAAAAUAACAACUGAUAAUGUUGGGAAAUGUGGAGACAGAAUGGAAAUGCAUAAAGAUGAUGUUGUUGACAGCAAACCAGUGGACAACAGAAUGGUUAAGAAAAUAGAUACAAUGGCUUAUCGAAAACAUUCAAUGGGUAACUCAAGAAAAUCAAGUCUUUCACCAACUGUUGUUAACGUUACAUCUCCUUCGAAUUCAAUGAAGUUGUUAACCCCUUUCAAAUACAAGUCACCUGUUGUGUCUUUCAUUUCACCAAGAACUAGCUUGAAAAAGUCUAUUGAACCAGCGAUAGUUGAAGAUACAGAUGUUAGAAUAGACAGUGAUAUUUCUCCAAGAGUUGCUGCAACAUCAUUGAGAACACCUAAAAGGUCAUCAGCAAAUAAAAGUUCUGUUUUAUCAUCAACCAGGAGAACGCUUCAAAGUCCUUUAACAUCAGGGAGAAACUUUACUCCUAACAUAUCCAAGUAUAGCCCAUCAUUACGGAAAGGUUUUGGUGCUACAGGGUUAAAGAAUGGCAACUUAGAUUCUUGUAAGCCUGAAGUUGUAGAGCUUAAAGAUGACAAACUUGGCAAUGAAGAUCACUAUGUGAAUCACACAGAUAAAGGAAACAUUGAAACACAAGAUAAUGACAAUGAAGAUGUUCUAUUGUCUCCUGAUGAUUUACCAGAUCUGAACAUUCCUAGUCCAAGAGAUUCAGUAAGAGAUAUUAGUGUUGCACUUAAUCUGGACAGCAGUGAUGAUGAACACAUCGAGGAUGAAACUAUAGACAAUGGAGAUACACAUUUGGAAGAGUUUUCUCUGGAUGAUCAUCAUGGUGAAAUAGAAAAGAAAUGCAAAGUAACUCCCGAUUUAAAAAUUCUCUCUCAAGACAAAGAGAAGAAUGUACUCAUACAAGAAUCAAAUGAAAACUUUAAAGAUAAAGAUGAAGAAUAUGAUGUAGAAAUUAAUGACAAAAAUGGAUAUAAUAAUGGAAAUGAUGAACAGGUAAACAAUCCUAAAAUUACCAAAUUUAGUGAUAGAUUUGUUGGAUUAAGUGCGGUCAGUCAUGAAAUGAACAAUGAAGAUGAAAAUAGUCUCAGUUCUUCGACAACAAGUUCUGAAUUCAAGUUGGAUAACUCAGAAGAAGAUUCGGAAGAAGAAAGUCCAGAGAGAAAAGCAAUUAACAUCAUUUCAAGUUUUAACAAGAUAAAGAACUGUGUUGAAAAGGGAGUCAACAUUGCUGAUACAAAGCACUCCCCUAUGCAUAGUUCUGUUUCCAAGAAAAACAAUUGUAGACAAAAAUCAACGAUAGAUAAGAAUUUAUUGUCAUCAAAGUUAGAUAAACAUCUUCCGAAAGCAAAAAAAUCUCCAUGGGCAGAUAAAUAUUCUUCCAAAUUGGACAGUAGUGAUAGUGAAUUAGAGGAAAGUCAUGUCAUUCUUGAAUCUGAUGUAGAAGAUGAUGACAAAAGUGUUGAAGAUGAUGUAGACAGUACAGUGAAUAGUAAGAAAAGAAAUGAUGGUAAUGGCAAAUGUUUGAAGAGAAAACGUAAAGUAAUUGAUGUCUCGAGUGAUGAAGAUGUGGUUAAGAACAGUCCAUCAAACUUGUCUAAAAAGAUUCAUGGCAAUGCCCAAUUGAAAGCACAUGGCAGUGAUUGUAAAGCCGGUCAAAGUGACGCUAGUGAUAUAGAGACAAUAAAUGACAAACAAGAUGACUCAGAAGCUGGUGAUCUUGAUAACUCAAAUAAAGUGGUUAUGAAAGAAAGUGCAGGGGACAGGGCAGAUACAGGAGCUAUUGAUUCGAACAAAGGGGACAACUCUGAUGAUGAGGUUGUGAUGUCCAGAAAGGGAACAAAGCGGGCCAUCCUCAGCGACAGUAGCAGUGAUGAAGAGGACAGCAGUCGAUAUAUGAACUUGACUUCAUCUUCUGCAUUUUCGAGCCAGAGUGAGAAUAUCUCCACACAGGAUCGUAUUGCCCUUGAGAAAGACCUUGAGAGACUGGCACGUGAACGAGAGGCUAUCGAGAAGCAGCUCAAACGCAGCAAGAUUCUUAAAGAGUCAAGAAGGGAAGGAACCAGUUCAGCAGUGAAUAUGGAGGACCUAGAUGAUGCAGAUAUAGAGGUGAAUAUUUCCGAUGAAGAUGAAGGACAUGGGGAUGAUUUGGAAAUGCACAUGGAUAUGGAUUUGGAUGUUGAGGUGGAGUUAGAUGGAGACUGUCAAGUGUUACCAGCACAGGAGUCUGGCAAGAUACAGCACAGCAGUGAGGUUAUAGUUGUCCCAGAUUCUGACCCAAGCCAGACGCAGCGACCUCCUUUGGCUGACCUUGACCUCAAUAUAGAGGUCUUAAAGUCAAAGGAUGGAAAGCUGGAUCCAGGGGUGAAGAAAAACAUAGGCAUUGUGGCGACUGGCCUGAACACCUCUCAGGUUCAAGAGAUCAAGAGUCUUGCUGCCCAGAAUGAGGCCAAGUUCUUCUCCAAGUUCAACACUUCAGUUACUCAUGUCAUCGUUAAGCCAGCUGAGGAAGAUGAUCGCCUCUGUGAGAGAACAUUGAAGUUUUUCCAGGGCCUAGCCCACAAAUGCUGGAUACUGAACUACUUCUGGGUGACCGACAGUCGCCAGGUCGGAUAUCUACUGCCUGAGGGCCAGUAUGAGAUUCAAGGGGACACUGCACACGGACACACACACCAGGGACCACAAAGAUCACGCCUCUCAAAACACAACAUCUUCCAAAACAUCACAUGCUUCUUGAUUGGUGACAAUGACUUCCUAACUAGAGACUCCCUAAUAGAGCUGAUAGUAACCUGUGGAGGACGUGUCCUCACUGACCCCAGGGAUGUACGUAAAGGCCAGGGGUCAAAGGUUGUGUGUGUGACCUGUACGGAUAUGGAAGAGGAUGAGGAUGGUUCGAGUUUAGAGCAGCAAGAAGCUGUUCAGAUGGCUAAAGACUUGUACAGAAAUGACAGACUCGUGACCUUGACCCGUGAGUGGGUGCUGGACAGUCUGACCAUGUUUGACCUUCAACCUCUCAAAGACUAUGUUGUGUGCAGUAUGGGAGGAAUGAAACUGCCCAGACUGUAAUGACAUGGGUGGAGGCAGGGCUUCCAUGAAGAAAGUUUGGAAGUUUAUUUCUCCUUGAAAAUAGAGUAAAACUUCCAAAAUUCAGUGCUUGGAAGUACAGGAACUUCCUACUCUUCUGAUAAAAUUCCAAAAGCCAAGGACUGAAAAAUUUUGUUAUAUCAAAUUCUGGUGUCAAAGCAACAUUAAUAGCGAUAUUUCCAAUAAACUUUGUAUGAAAGUAAAAGUUUGAAUACAUUUUUGUUGAGUUGGCAUGUUUUAGAUACAAAGUAUUUCAUAUUUUGUCAGAAUUGUAAUAAAAUAAUAGAGAAAGUCUUAGUGUUUGGAAGACUUGAACUUCCAUGUUUUAGAAGAAAACUUCAAAUGUGAUGGCAAGGAAGUUGAAACCUCCACUUUCAAAUUCUUAAUGUAAGCCCUGGUUGAGGGCUAUUCCAUUUAAACACAUGUUUAGCCACCUACAGUGUAGGAAGGGGCUCUAAAAUCAGACAAUCUUCCUUUCAGAAGUUUAUUUCACUUAAAAUGUCCUCUUAUAAUAAAAGAAUGGUCCACCUACAUAUAAGCUUAAGUGAAUUUACUAGGAGUAGGCAUGGUGAAAGGUCUGAAUUCAGUCAAUAAUAAAUAUGAGAAAAACGUGAGAGAGAGAAUUGUUUAAGUUUAAUUGCUUUUUUUAAUUUUACUUUCUUUAAUCGAUAUACAUGUAAUUAUAAUCGAUAAAGGACUUAAUGGUUAAAGUCAUUAACCAAUAUAUAAUCAGAAUCUUCAUUUUUGUAUACAUUUAUAGCAUUCAGCUUUCACAACAGAUGAUAGAAAGUAUAUAUUUGUAUGGCCAGAAUAAUGAACUCUUAUCUUUGUUGUUAUGUACUCUUUAUGUGAAGCACAUAUAUAGUCCUAUGUGACCUAGAUAGUUAUGUCAUUUGCCUUGUACAUGUAAUAAUUACAGUAUUGGUGAUACAUUUUAUGUUUCAUGCUAUGCAGUUAAGGUAAUAACAUAUUUUAAAUUGUUUAAAAAAAAUCUUUUUAAGCAACACUCGUUAAUUUGUCAUAUUUUUUAUUCAUGUAUAAUUUUUUGUUUAAUCGGCCAUGCUGUAAGUUUAUUUUAAUAAAUAAUAAUCUUGGAGUUAUUGAAUGUUAUUAAAUUAUAA